AUGAAACACUUUAGUAGAGUUGAUAGGAAAAGAGAUCACCAGCGUUUGACCCGCACUAAAUGUAUCUCUAGGCUUUGUGUGCAUUACAAAGUCGACACGAAUAGAUAUGUAGUGCCGUUAUUUGAAGAGGCUCACAACCAUGAAUUAACCCUAUCUAGGUUUGUGCACUUACACCUUAUUUAUCAUGAAAUUUCUAAAGCAAAUAGAGCUCAGAUUGACAAUCUUCAGUCACAUGGAAUUAGAACUUGUCAUUUAAUGAGGUACAUGGUUGCUCAGAAGGGUGGAUACGCCCGUGUUGGGUUUACAAAGAAGGAUCUGUAUAAUUAUUUUGAUAGAAAAAUGUGUGCUACUAUUAAAGAUGGUGACGUUGUCGCUGCUUUAAAUUAUCUAAAUGUGAAGUCAUCUGUUGAUCCCAUGCUAUAUGCUAAAUAUUAUGUCAAUAGUAAUGGACGAAUAAAGUCUCUUUUUUGGGCUGAUGGGAGCAGUAGAUCUGACUAUUUUUGUUUUUGGCGAUGUGGUUGCGUUCGACACAAAUUACAAGAAGAACAAAUACAGUUACCAAUUAGUUAUAUUUUCAGGGUGUAA
Vicia faba (fava bean) is the source of this 585-nucleotide messenger RNA. NCBI's taxonomy places the organism in Eukaryota, Viridiplantae, Streptophyta, Magnoliopsida, Fabales, Fabaceae. The record is from the annotation of a GenBank genome assembly.